Molecule: messenger RNA, 2048 nt
Organism: Coccomyxa subellipsoidea C-169
Lineage: Eukaryota; Viridiplantae; Chlorophyta; Trebouxiophyceae; Coccomyxaceae
Product: ABC1-domain-containing protein
Exons: 10
Coding region: 152-1708 (518 amino acids)
Biological process (GO): protein phosphorylation
Cellular component (GO): plasma membrane; plastoglobule
Molecular function (GO): ATP binding; protein kinase activity
Source: RefSeq, a predicted model, not a curated record
CUUAGCUGGGAUCGUCGUCACAACAUCAAGGAAGUGGUGAAAAACAUCGUAGAAACACGCUUGAAAUCCAUCCUACUGAAACACGUCUACCUGAAACACCGUCGUACGAGAGCUAGACUUCCUUGCUACAAAAAAGGUGGUGUUGGUAAACAUGAGGCUAUUGCUUAGCUCUAAAUUCUUAGGCUCUACCAGGACGUGCCUAGCAGUUAAAAUUCGGGAGAGAUCGCCCGUCUCUGUCGGCAUUCGUUGUCGAGCUGCAUCAACUCUGAGAGGUUCACUGUACAGCACGCCUCUCAGUGAACAGAGGGCAAGGGAGCGGGAUGCCUCGGCCAGAAGGGCAGCUUUUCAGGAAAUACUGACAGAACUGUCCAACACUGUGACCAGAAAUGGUGCCAGGGGGUUUCAAAGGUCCCUCCAGGCGCUGCAGGCCGCCCUCUCUGUUGGCAACGAGUACGUGGCCAACUUCCAGCGAGGCGUCCAAGAUCCACCCCAGGUGGUACUGCGCAAGCUCUUUGAGCGGCUGGGUGCCACCUACAUAAAGCUGGGCCAGUUCAUUGCCAGCUCGCCCACACUCUUCCCCGAAGAGUAUGUGCUUGAAUUUGAGAAGUGCCUGGAUAAGACGGAUCCGGUGCCCUGGGAGGUGAUCCGGGGGAGGAUGCGCGCGCAGCUGGGACGGCCGCUGGAGGAUGUCUUCUCAUUCGUGGACCCUGUGCCGCUGGCCAGUGCUUCCGUUGCGCAGGUGCAUGCUGCAGUGCUAAAGGACAGCGGCAAGGAGGUGGUGGUGAAGGUGCUGAAACCGGGAGUGGAGGAUGUAUUGGCCACGGAUCUGGAUUUUCUGUACCUGGCCUCGCGGGUGUUCGAAUUCAUCAACCCCGAGCUUUCGCGCAUGUCCCUUGCCGCCAUUGUGGGCGACAUCCGCGCAUGCAUGCUGGAAGAGGUGGACUUCCUGAAGGAGGCUACGCACAUUUCGGAGUUUGCACAAUAUUUGGAGCGGACGGGGGCCACCGGCGUCGCAGCGUGUCCCUUUGUGUAUCGUGCAUUCUCCACCAAAAGCAUGCUUGUAAUGGAGCGUUUCAGAGGCGUCCCGUUGACAGACCUGGCAGCCAUUCGAAGCAUGACAAGCGCAGACCCAGAGAGUGUCCUGGUGAACGCACUGAAUGUGUGGUUCGGCAGCGUGCUGGCCUGCGAAACUUUUCAUGCAGACAUGCACGCAGGGAACUUGUUAGUGCUAGAGGAGAGGAAUGGGCAGGCGAGCGGGCGGGUGGGCUUCAUUGAUUUCGGCAUCGUGGGCCGCGUGUCCCCUGGCACCUGGAUGGCUGUGGAAGCAUUGCUGACAUCUGUCGCCACCCGGGACUUUGACACCAUGGCGCGCGCAUUGGUGACCGUGGGAGCCACCAGCACUGACGUUGAGAUCAAGGCGUUUGCAGCGGAUCUGGAGCGGUUGUACACAGGCUUCUCCACGCUCGAUGCGGAGGUGCUUGUGGCGGCUGGCAGGGGUGGGCAGGCGGCUGCCGCCAGCCUCAACCUGGAUGAUGCCCAGAUCAACAGGCUGCUGCUCCAGAUUGUGCAGGUGGGAAAUGACCAUGGCAUCCGCUUCCCAAGGGAGCUGGGCAUGCUCCUGAAGCAGCUGCUCUACUUUGACAGAUACACGCGCAUCCUGGCGCCUGAGCUGUCUGUCUUGGAUGAUGAAAGGAUACGCCUGCGGUAGCUGACAGACUCCGGGAAAAUCUAGCGUAGUGCACAAAUUCUUGAAAUGUUACCGCAAAGAAGUGGCAAUUGCAAGAUUGGAUGCUCUGUUACUGAAAUUUUGUGCAAAGUGGUAACGGCAUGGAAGAAAGACAAUAAUUACCAUGUACUCUGGAUUUCUGUUUAAGAUUGUUACAAGCAAGGGACGUAUAUUUUUCAAACACGGGUAAAGCCCUCUGUAUAUUUUGCUGCACAGCUAACAGCAGUGCUUCACUGUCUGAUUGAUCAGCAAAGUUGCCUAUAUCAGGCAAGCGGGGCAACGCAAACGGAUUAUUUCAAAAUUGUAAGACCUCUUCAGGAUG